Messenger RNA from Colossoma macropomum (tambaqui), 562 nucleotides. It is a transcript of the gene crygs2, whose product is annotated as crystallin, gamma S2. NCBI's taxonomy places the organism in Eukaryota, Metazoa, Chordata, Actinopteri, Characiformes, Serrasalmidae. The transcript is spliced from 3 exons. Gene Ontology annotation, biological process: visual perception; lens development in camera-type eye. Gene Ontology annotation, molecular function: structural constituent of eye lens. The record is from RefSeq and is a predicted model, not a curated record. Bases 1 to 534 code for a protein of 177 amino acids.
AUGUCCAAGAUGGGCAGGAUCAUUUUCUAUGAGGACAAAAACUUCCAAGGCCGCCGCUAUGAGUGCGACAGCGACUGCACCGACUUCCACACCUACCUGAACCGCUGCAACUCCAUCCGAGUGGAGAGCGGUACCUGGGUGGUCUAUGAGCGCCCCAACUACAUGGGCUACCAGUACGUGCUAACCAGGGGCGAGUACCCAGAGUACCUGCGCUGGAUGGGCCUCAAUGACCGGCUCAGCUCCUGCAAGAUGAUCCACUUUACAAGUGGAACUCAGUACAAGGUGCAGCUGUAUGACAAGGCGGACUUUGCGGGUCAGGCCUUCGAGGCCACCGAGGACUGCCCCUCUGUUCUGGAGCGUUACCGCCUGAGGGAGGUGCAUUCCUGCAAGGUCCUGGACGGCUACUGGGUCUUCUAUGAGCACCCCAACUACCGUGGCCGCCAGUACUUUCUGGAGAAGGGCGAGUACCGCAAACCUGUGGACUGGGGUGCCGUGUGUCCCACCGUCCAGUCCUUCCGCCGCCUCACUGAGUGACCAUUCACCUCUCCGGGGCUAGUGCCCU